AUGCAGACCGCAAAUCAGCGCUUCGACUACGCUUCAUAUCAGAAACCUCAGAGCGAGGCUGUCUAUCAGCAAGCCCUGAGACAGUCACUGCCAUAUCCUGCCAAGGGAGGAAUGGAAAUUGGAGGACUACUGAACGCAAGGAAUGCUGCUGCAGCGGACGCUGAACUCAGACGUCAACUACAACAGUCAAUGCACAUGGACGGCGGCGUGGCAUAUGCCAUGAGCCAAGCGCCCAUGGCUCAUCACCAGCACGCGAUGCAUGCCCCCGGAAUGCAAUACAUGGGUCAACCUCAACACAACCCUCAACUAUAUGCACAGAGCUUCAUCCCCAGACAUGACACCCAGCAUGCGGUGGCAGAAGACAACUUUGGUGCUAUGCGCCCAAAGAACGAAGGCGCGCCAAAAGCAUUCGCCUGUAGUACAUGUUCGAAAGGCUUUGCGAGACGAAGUGAUCUUGCGCGUCAUGAGCGCAUUCAUAGCGGUAUCAGACCUCACGCUUGCGACUUUCCUGGUUGCGGAAAACAAUUCAUUCAGAGAUCUGCCCUGACUGUACAUGCAAGAGUUCACACUGGGGAGAAGCCACACAUGUGUGAGCGAUGCGGCAAGCCGUUCUCUGAUUCCAGCUCUCUUGCACGACACAGAAGAAUUCACUCUGGAAAGCGUCCUUACAAGUGUCCAUACGCCAACUGCCAGAAGACAUUCACCAGGCGCACGACCUUGACAAGACACCAGAACCAUCAUACUGGCACAAUCGAACAAGCAGCAGCAGAGACUAAUGCAAAACUAUCGACCACGCAGCCUCAGACUCAAUCGAUCUACGGGUCUACGUCAGGCUCAUCCAGAAACUCUACGGCAUCGCCCGCCGACAGACCACUAUCGGUUUCGCCCAAUUCGGAGUUGCCCCCAAUGGCCAAUGGGAUGCAUCGUCAGAGUUCAGACUAUGGAUUCCUCCCUCAGAACCACCAGUCGCUACCUCCACACAUGCGAUCCGACUACCAACAAAACUCGGCUCGCUCGACACCCAACAUGAAUGGUCACCAGCUCCAAAACUAUACAAGGCCAUCUCAACAACGACCAACCACGUCCCACCCACAAAACUAUGGUGGUCCACCUCAGCCAAUGGAGCCACCGGCAACCGGCACAGGCAGCGGCAGCGGCAAUGCUUCCCCUCACAUGGGCGCUCUUGCCUGGGCACAGCAGAACGCUACUGGAAACCACCCUGCAGCCAACAACAUGGACAAUUAUGCUUAUCCUGACCCUGGCUACGGUGGUCAUGCCGCUCUCUACUACCCGGGAAGCAGCAUUCGCAGACCUCAAAGCACGGAACCUUCCGACCCUGGCUACGACAUGCGAGGCCGUCAUCCUCAUAUGGCGCAUCACAUGCCCGUUACUGCCGACUGGAGCGCGAUGCCAAUCGCCGUCCAGGAUAACCGACAAGAGCGAUACGUGAUGUAG
This is a messenger RNA of Exophiala viscosa, 1455 nucleotides long. RefSeq names its product KRAB and SCAN domains-containing zinc finger protein. The coding region runs from base 1 to 1455 and encodes 484 amino acids. Lineage: Eukaryota; Fungi; Ascomycota; Eurotiomycetes; Chaetothyriales; Herpotrichiellaceae. Gene Ontology annotation, biological process: regulation of transcription by RNA polymerase II. Gene Ontology annotation, molecular function: DNA-binding transcription factor activity, RNA polymerase II-specific; RNA polymerase II cis-regulatory region sequence-specific DNA binding. Gene Ontology annotation, cellular component: PcG protein complex; transcription regulator complex; chromatin. The record is from RefSeq and is a predicted model, not a curated record. The transcript is spliced from 3 exons.